AUAGAAACAAAGUUGAUAUAAAUAACCCAACAUUUUUGGAUCCAGUUAACAAGUAAAUUUAAGUCAUGGCUGAUGCAAGUGUAACUGCUUUUCCCGAAUAUCCACAAGAGGUGGAUGGGCUCCCUGAUGUAAACCUGUUAGAGACUCCAGUAACUAAUACAGUUAGCAGUGAAAGUUCCGUCUCUUGUAGAAUAUGCAAGUUCAACGCAGGAACUGAUUUAAUAUCUUCUCCAUGUCACUGUAAAGGUACGUUGGGCUGGGUACAUGUUACAUGUUUAGAAGAGUGGUUGACAGGGUCAGUCCGAGAUUCUUGUGAACUUUGCUCCUUCCCCUUCACUGUUGUAAGGAUACCCAAAUACGGAUAUUUGGAAUCCCUCAGGAUAUUCCUUACUACUCGGAUCAGUAUACUGCGACUCCUACGAGACUUGUUCUUCCUGGCAGUGUCACUGAUUAACACCUGCAUUCUCAUGUAUAUGUGGCUUGCCUAUAUACUCAACGAUUUAGUUGUUAUAAUGGAAGGAAAUACUGAUGAUCGGCAAAUACUAGAAGGAAGUCUUAAAUACUUGACCACUCCAUUACGCACGUUUGCCUUCUCUUUUGUGUUCACCUUAUGUUUGGGAUUUGUAAGUUUAAACACAUUUGAUGACUUCCGCAGGAUAUUCUACUUCUACUUCCUGCCAUGGUAUCAUUGGAGGAGAUCGGCUGUUGAAGUUAAAUUAAUUGUUGACCUCUACAAUGUUCCUGCUUGA
Messenger RNA from Macrosteles quadrilineatus (aster leafhopper), 749 nucleotides. Its product is annotated as E3 ubiquitin-protein ligase MARCHF1-like. Gene Ontology annotation, molecular function: zinc ion binding; ubiquitin-protein transferase activity. NCBI's taxonomy places the organism in Eukaryota, Metazoa, Arthropoda, Insecta, Hemiptera, Cicadellidae. The transcript is spliced from 2 exons. Bases 66 to 749 code for a protein of 227 amino acids. Gene Ontology annotation, biological process: protein ubiquitination. The record is from RefSeq and is a predicted model, not a curated record.